GGGAGGAGGAGGAGCUGAAGCGGGAAGAGCGGCAGGCAGCGGCGCGGCCGGAGUUGCAGCAGCGGCGGCGGCGCUAAGACACCGCAGCCUCCCCAAGUCCCGAGUCCCGGCGGGGGCAGCAGCAGGGAGCGCCGGGCCGCCCAGCUACCGCACCUCGGCCCAGCGAAGCCGCCGUCGCCGCGCCCCGGGGACCGUCAACCAUGGCUGCGCCGCCGGAUCCGCAAGACGAGCUGCUGCGGCUGGCCGGCCCCGGGUCCCAGUGGCUCGGGGACCGGGGGGAGGGGGAGGACGAGGCGGUGACGCUGAAAGGGGGCAAGCCGACGCCGCCGGCGGGGGAGCCGGGCCGGGGCUUGGGCGCCGAGGCCGAGGAAGCGGCACCGCGGGAACCUGGCUCGGGCUCCGCCCGGCCGCCGCCCGUUGCCAUGGAAACUGCAUCCACAGGUGUGGCAGAUGCUCCCAGUGCCAUAGAUCAUACCUUUUCAACGACAUCAAAAGAUGGAGAAGGAAGCUGUUACACGUCUCUUAUUUCCGAUGUCUGUUACCCACCUCAGGUGGAUUCUACAUAUUUCACUGGAAUUCUUCAGAAGAAAAAUGGCCAUGUCACCAGUUCAGAGAGCCCUGAAGAGUUGCGUACUCCUGGACCCUCUUUGCCAGAUGUGCCUGGCACGGAGCCGCAUGGCUUAUUUAGUUCUGAUUCCGGAAUAGAGAUGACUCCUGCAGAGUCUAUGGAAGUGAACAAGAUCUUAGCAGAUCCUCUGGACCAGAUGAAAGCAGAAGCCUAUAAAUACAUUGACAUAACCAGGCCAGAAGAAGUGAAGCAUAAGGAACAAUGUCACCCCAAGUUGGAGGAUAAAGACUUGGAUUUUAAGAAUAAAGACACUGGAAUCUCAACAAAAUCAGAAGGGGUCCUUGAACCUGAGAAACCAGUUCCUGUGGAGGGAAAGAUCAUCAAGGACCAUUUAUCUGAAGAGUCAACAUUUACACCUUAUAUAGAUGAUCUCCCUGAAGAACAGCACCGUGCUCCUGUGAUCACAGCCCCCGUCAAAAUCACGCUGACUGAGAUCGAACCUUCUGUUGAGACUGCUACCCAAGAGAAGACCCCUGAGAAGCAAGACAUCUGUCUGAAACCAAGUCCUGACACAGUCCCCACUGUUACUGUCUCAGAGCCUGAGGAUGACAGUCCAGGAUCUGUCACUCCUCCAUCUUCUGGAACAGAACCAUCUGCUGCAGAAUCCCAGGGGAAAUAUAGCAUCUCAGAGGAUGAGCUGAUCACUGCCAUUAAAGAAGCAAAGGGGUUAUCAUACGAAACCACGGAGAGCCCAAGGCCGGUGGGCCAGGUGACCGACAGGCCCGAGGCCAAAGCCAGGUCCGGGCUGCCGGCUAUCCCCAGCCCCUUGGACCACGAGGCCAGCAGCGCGGAGUCAGGGGACUCGGAGAUUGAGCUGGUGUCAGAGGACCCGCUGGCCGCCGAGGACGCACUGCCCUCGGGCUACGUGACCUUUGGCCACGUGAGCGGCCCGCCGCCCUCGCCAGCCUCGCCGUCCAUCCAGUACAGCAUUCUCAGGGAGGAACGCGAGGCCGAGCUGGACAGCGAGCUCAUCAUCGAGUCGUGCGACGCCUCCUCGGCCUCGGAAGAGAGCCCCAAGCGGGAGCAGGAUUCGCCCCCGAUGAAGCCGGGCGCCCUGGACGCCAUACGGGAGGAGACCAGUACCCGGGCUGAAGACGGCACGCCGAGCCGGCGGGGCCAGGCCGAGCCUGACCCCUUCAAGUACCCCUCAGUUGCCCCCGAGACCGGACCCGAGCUGUCUUCUGGAGACCGAGACGCGGCGCCCGAGGGGCCCACGUUGCAGCGGAGACCUGCGGAAGCUGCCAGUUCCAGCCCAAGUCCCGCGGCCGCAAAGGGCUCUGGGCCGCGAGGGCCCAGCGCAGCGCCCCCUCUGCUGUUCCUAAAUAAGCAAAAAGCUAUUGACUUGCUCUACUGGCGAGACAUCAAGCAGACAGGAAUAGUGUUUGGGAGCUUCCUGCUGCUGCUUUUCUCCCUGACCCAGUUCAGUGUUGUGAGUGUUGUGGCCUAUCUGGCCCUUGCCGCGCUCUCAGCCACCAUCAGUUUCCGCAUCUACAAGUCUGUUUUACAAGCUGUGCAGAAGACCGACGAGGGCCACCCUUUCAAGGCGUACUUGGAGCUCGAGAUCACCCUUUCUCAGGAGCAGAUUCAGAAGUACACAGACUGCCUGCAGUUCUACGUGAACAACACGCUUAAAGAGCUGAGGAGGCUCUUCCUCGUCCAGGACCUGGUGGAUUCCUUAAAAUUUGCAGUGCUGAUGUGGCUCCUGACUUACGUUGGCGCUCUCUUCAAUGGCCUGACCCUGCUGCUCAUGGCUGUGGUUUCAAUGUUUACUCUACCUGUAGUGUAUGUUAAACACCAGGCACAGAUUGACCAAUAUCUGGGACUUGUGAGGACUCACAUAAAUGCAAUUGUGGCAAAGAUUCAGGCUAAAAUCCCAGGCGCUAAAAGGCAUGCCGAGUAAAUUGAUAUCCCACCGGGGAGUGGACACAAACAGGAAUGUCUGGAGUGGUAACAGCUCUGUUCUUACAUGUUACUGCAAAUUGAUUGUUUUUCCCCCAGUACCAUAAUCUUAGAGACAAACUAAAACAGCUGUUUUUAGGCUGUUUCUGUACUCUUAGGCUAUUUGAGUCAUUUGUGUCAAGCACUAAAGUAUAGAGAAAAGUAUAUUAGAUGUGGUUUUUAUUUCGUGUUGCUAAAAAAAAAAAAAAAAAAAGUGCAUGAUGGUGAGAGCCCAAGUUAUCUUUCCUUCUUCGGUGUUCUUCUCCUCUCUGCAAUGCUUCUGUAGCUUCUAAUGUUCCCUGUGGCUAGGCCUUUCCUGAGUGCACUGAUGCAAUAGUGGAAAUUACUUAUAUGUCCCUGGGUUGCUGGUUGGAUUAAUCUUUAAUAACAAUAUAUAUAGACUUGUAGACUGAUGUUUUAGUGUUUUUCCAACACACACAAUGUAAAAGUAAAAGCAGUCGACCAUACUCAUGGUAAUCAGUUUUGUAUAACUUGAAUAAAUAAUGAAUAAAUGAACAAACCCCAAACAAACACGCAGUACUUUUGUUGUAUGGGAUUGACGGGCUGACUUACAUGUAUGGUAACUAAAAGAGUACCAGCAUGUUAACUUUAUUACGAUUUAUAUUACUUUCUCUGUAGUUCCUAAUGAACUUAAUCAUGGAAUCUGGAUAUUUGCACUUAUGUACUUGAUACUGAAUGCAUAAAUAAAUGUUACUACAUGUACAA
Trichechus manatus latirostris (Florida manatee) is the source of this 3292-nucleotide messenger RNA. RefSeq names its product reticulon 1 (gene RTN1). The transcript has 9 exons. The coding region runs from base 201 to 2528 and encodes 775 amino acids. Gene Ontology annotation, cellular component: endoplasmic reticulum membrane; neuron projection; postsynaptic density. NCBI's taxonomy places the organism in Eukaryota, Metazoa, Chordata, Mammalia, Sirenia, Trichechidae. The record is from RefSeq and is a predicted model, not a curated record. Gene Ontology annotation, biological process: brain development; endoplasmic reticulum tubular network formation; neuron differentiation.